This is a messenger RNA of Quercus robur (English oak), 2780 nucleotides long. RefSeq names its product protein NSP-INTERACTING KINASE 2-like. Gene Ontology annotation, biological process: protein phosphorylation. The record is from RefSeq and is a predicted model, not a curated record. The coding region runs from base 560 to 2431 and encodes 623 amino acids. NCBI's taxonomy places the organism in Eukaryota, Viridiplantae, Streptophyta, Magnoliopsida, Fagales, Fagaceae. Gene Ontology annotation, molecular function: protein kinase activity; protein binding; ATP binding. The transcript has 11 exons.
UAAUGCAUGAUUGAAGGUCUUUUCUUUUACCAAUCAUCUUUUGCGUUCAUCUAGAUUUGCCUAAUGUGGCUCUUAGCUUUUAUAUAUUCUUUUCUUUGCUGAACCAGUGGCACGCAUAUUAGUUCUCUUUACUCUUCACAUUACCAAACCUCUCUGAUUGAAGGUCUUUUCUUUUACCAAUCAUCUUUUGCGUUCAUCUAGAUUUGCCUAAUGUGGCUCUUAGCUUUUAUAUAUUCUUUUCUUUGCUGAACCAGUGGCACGCAUAUUAGUUCUCUUUACUCUUCACAUUACCAAACCUCUCUGAUUUUGGGUGUAACUAAGUGGCUUGCAGUACUAUGAGAAGCGUAAGCAAUUGUGUUGGUUAGCUUCUGAUGUGAAUAUUACAUGCAACAAAAACAAAACCAGUUGAAGAUUGGUUGUGCUUAAUUUUUCAAACUUCAAACUACUCCUACCAGCUUUUUACUUGAUUGCUUUCAUAAAAAAAAAAUUUUAAAAAAAAAGAAAGAAAGAAAAGCUGAUUUUGGCAUCUGGGCUCCUAGUCUUUUGAACUUUCAAUUCAAUGGAAAAGAGAGCGGAGGUUGUUUUGUGCUGUGUAGCUUUGUUAUGCUUAUGGAGCUCAGCAACUGGUUUGCUUUCUUCCAAAGGUGUCAACUAUGAAGUGCAAGCUUUGAUAAGCAUUCAAGCUCUUCUGACUGAUCCUCAUAAUGUUCUUGAGAAUUGGGAUGAGAAUGCCGUGGAUCCAUGUAGCUGGGCUAUGAUCACUUGUUCUGCUGAUGGUUUUGUCAUUAGCCUAGGAAUUCCAAGCGGGAACUUUUCCGGUUCUCUGUCACCAAGCAUCAGCAACUUGACCAAUCUCCAGACUGUCCUUCUGCAGAAUAACAAUAUAUCAGGACCAAUUCCCUCUGAGCUUGGGAGACUCCAAAAGCUUCGGACACUUGAUCUUUCAGCUAACAGUUUCACCGGACAACUUCCCAGUACUCUAUCCCACCUGAAAAGCCUCCAAUACAUGCGGCUAAACAAUAAUAGUCUGUCCGGACCAAUUCCUUCAGCUCUAGCUACCAUGACCCAGCUUACUUUUCUGGAUCUGUCUUACAACAAUUUAAGUGGUCCUGUACCAAGGUUUCAAAAUAAGACAUUCAAUGUUAUUGGAAACCCUUCGAUAUGCGCCACCGGAAGAGAAAAUGAUUGUUUUGGAACGACAACACUAUUAUCUAAUUUUGCCUUGAACAAUUCACAAAGUUCUCAACCUUCUGGAACAACUAAGAGCCACAAAAUUGCCUUAGCCUUUGGUUCAAGCCUAGGUUGUAUCUGCCUAUUAAUUCUUGGGUUUGGUUUCCUUCUUUGGUGGAGGCAGAGACACAACAAGCAAAUAUUCUUCGAUGUUAAUGAACAACAUCAUGAAGAACUUUGCCUUGGAAACUUAAAGAAAUUUCAGUUUAGAGAACUACAAAUUGCUACAAACAAUUUCAGCAGCAAGAACCUGAUUGGAAAGGGCGGCUUCGGUAAUGUCUAUAAAGGUUAUCUUCAUGAUGGUACACUAGUAGCUGUGAAGAGACUCAAAGAUGGAAAUGCCAUUGGGGGUGAGAUCCAAUUUCAAACAGAAGUUGAGAUGAUCAGUCUAGCAGUGCACCGAAAUCUCCUCCGUCUUUAUGGAUUUUGUAUGACAAGCACAGAGAGGCUUUUGGUUUACCCUUACAUGUCAAAUGGGAGUGUUGCUUCCCGUCUCAAAGCAAAACCAGCCUUGGAUUGGGGUACAAGGAAAAGAAUUGCCUUGGGAGCUGCAAGGGGAUUAUUAUACUUACAUGAGCAGUGUGAUCCCAAGAUAAUUCACAGGGAUGUGAAAGCUGCAAAUAUAUUGCUUGACGACUACUGUGAGGCAGUGGUAGGAGAUUUUGGACUGGCAAAGCUGUUGGAUCACCGUGAUUCACAUGUGACUACAGCGGUGAGAGGCACCGUGGGGCACAUAGCUCCUGAGUAUCUCUCAACAGGCCAGUCCUCUGAGAAAACAGAUGUUUUUGGUUUUGGGAUCCUUCUACUUGAACUAAUAUCUGGGCUAAGGGCUCUAGAGUUUGGGAAAGCUGCAAACCAAAAAGGAGCCAUGCUUGACUGGGUGAGGAAAAUUCAUCAGGAAAAGAAGCUUGAUAUGCUAGUUGACAAGGACUUGAAAAACAACUAUGAUCGGAUAGAGCUCGAAGAAAUGGUUCGAGUAGCUUUGAUAUGUACUCAAUACCUUCCAAGUCACAGGCCAAAGAUGUCUGAAGUGGUCCGAAUGCUCGAAGGAGAUGGGCUUGCUGAGAAAUGGGAGGCUUCUCAAAGAGCUGAAUCAACCAGGUCCAGAGCCAAUGAAUUCUCCUCUUCAGAGAGAUACUCAGAUCUUACUGACGACUCUUCUUUGCUUGCCCAAGCAAUGGAGCUCUCUGGACCCAGGUGACAAGGUUGUGAAAAUGGAAACGAAGUUAAAAUUAUGAAAGGAAAAAUCAGUAAUACAAUCAGAUUACAAGAAUCUGAGUCCAAAAUCCCAGUUGAACUGAGUUUGUUGUAUAUUAGAAUCAUAUUGAAGCCCCAAAGAUUUGUGUUAAUUUAUGACUGUACAGACUCUGAUUUAAGAAAUAGGCGUUUGGGUGAGUGUUACAUGUGCUUUGGUUUCUGCUGAGUGAAGAAAUUUUUUCAGAUAAAUGUCAUACUAAGAGUCCUGAAGUUGUAAGAAUAAUCUUCUUGGGAUGAGCUUCGUUUGUUUUAAUAGCAUGUUGAAUCGGGAAAGAGAUUCAUUACUCUGUUAA